AUGUCGAUGGACCCUCAUGUUGUUUUACUUCUCACCCUCAUCCUCCUCCUGGGUACCGGAGACGGCAGCCUCGCCGUCGGCACUCCGUCCGCGAUCAUCAGAACCACAUGCGCGGCUGUCGGCCAACCCGGCCGGGGAGUGGGUUACGACUCCUGCGUGGGCGCGCUCUCGGCCGACCCGGCCGCCGCGGCCGCCAAGGACGCACGUGAGCUCGCCGUCGUCGCCACCAACCUCACCGUGGCCAACGUCACGUCGACGGUGCUCGUCCUCGACGACCUCGUCAAGAACCUCGGGGACUGCCUCCGCUCCUACAGGGACAUGAACAAGAACCUAGAGGGCGCCCUCGGUGACCUAGCUGCUGGGCGCCUCAAAGCGGCGUCCGACAAGCUGCUGCAUGCCUCCUUCGCGCCCAGCGACUGCGACAUCCUCUUGCUCGAGGGGAGCGCGGAGAAGAACCCGGUGAGCGAGGAGAACAACGACGCCGGUUGGCUGUCCCGACUGGCGUAUGUGAUUGCUACCUUCUAG
Messenger RNA from Triticum turgidum subsp. durum (durum wheat), 525 nucleotides. The record is from the annotation of a GenBank genome assembly. Lineage: Eukaryota; Viridiplantae; Streptophyta; Magnoliopsida; Poales; Poaceae.